AUGGAAGCCCUAAUCCACCACUUCACGCUCCUCUCCGAUCAAGCCCUAGUCGACAAAACAUUCGACCCUUCCACAAUCGAAGACCUCAUGCGUCUCUUCGAACUCGACUCCUACAAAGCUUGGGCUGCCUUGGAAUCCGAGCAGCAACAAGAGCUCGAAGCUGCUGAAGAAUCUAUCCGUGAAGCCGAAUCCGAACUCGAUCGGGAUAUGGAGUGGGGAAUGGAGGAGUAUAGGAGGACGUUGGAGGAGAUGGAGAGGAUGGAGGCGGCGGAGCUGAGAGAGCUUGAGGAGAAGGCGGAGACUGCUCGGAGAACGGGGAAUCUGAUGGAGAAAGCGGCGACGAUCGCAGCGAAACGGCAUAUUGCGGCGGCGAUGGGAUCGGCUGCUGCCUCGAUGAGAUCGGCUUGGAAGACUGCAUCUGGGAACAAGGUUCAUCCAUCUUGA
Microthlaspi erraticum is the source of this 444-nucleotide messenger RNA. The record is from the annotation of a GenBank genome assembly. Lineage: Eukaryota; Viridiplantae; Streptophyta; Magnoliopsida; Brassicales; Brassicaceae.